Gryllus bimaculatus (two-spotted cricket) is the source of this 690-nucleotide messenger RNA. NCBI's taxonomy places the organism in Eukaryota, Metazoa, Arthropoda, Insecta, Orthoptera, Gryllidae. The record is from the annotation of a GenBank genome assembly.
GUCGGCUGGGCGUGGAGAGGCAAAAUGGCGGAGAGCAGAUUAACGCAGCACGCGUCUGUGAAGCGGAAGGUCUUCCAGUGGCUCUUAAAAAUCUUCAAGGAUGAUGCAUUGGAUGGACUCGUCCAGGGGCUGGACGCAGUCCCGGACGUGGGCGACCUCGUGGAGCUGCUGCGGGGCGCGGGCUACCGACUGAGCGCCGUGGACAUGGGCGCGAACUCUUCCAUGGUGUCCGCCAACGCGUCGACCUCCGCGUCCGCGCCGCCCGCCGCGCCGGGCUGCCUCAUCACCAUCAAGUGCCCGCGCUCGGGGCUCGGCGUCACCAUGGAGUCGGCCGGCGCCGCCGAGUGCCGCUGCCCCGACACGCCCGCAGAGGACCACAGCGCGUCCACCUGGAGCGUCGUCUCCAGCCAGGAGACCUCGUCGGCCGUGGGCAGCUCGCUGCUGCCGCCAGUGCCGGGCGACGUGUCGGACGUGGUGGCGUCGACGGUGCGGUGCGCGGUGCGCAUCCUGCGCGAGUGGCCGUCGGCGCGGGCGCCUCCGCCGCUGGGGGGCGGGGUCGCUGCCGCUGCCGCUGCGGGCGCCCUGCCGCUCGCCACGCCGCGCCGGCCCGCGCCGCCGCCCCCGCCCCCGCCGCGCCGACCCGUGAGCGCAGAGGGCGUCCCGCACUACGACGCCUCCGCCACCUCCGCC